Molecule: messenger RNA, 525 nt
Organism: Ramularia collo-cygni
Lineage: Eukaryota; Fungi; Ascomycota; Dothideomycetes; Mycosphaerellales; Mycosphaerellaceae
Exons: 3
Coding region: 1-525 (174 amino acids)
Source: RefSeq, a predicted model, not a curated record
AUGGGACUCAUAUCAGCCUUCACCCUCAUACGGACAGUCUCGCUGUUCCACAUCACCGCGGCAUACUUYUUCUUGGCAUCCCCGAGAGUCAUUGCCGAUCAGAAUGUGGUGUUCAUCCUUGGAGAAAGCAUGAGAAUGUCUCAUGCGACUACUCUGGACAAACCCAGCGAGGCGUCGGCUUUUGCCGGUGUCUUGCUGGCCUUCCUAGGGAUUGCAGAUCUUACGGCCGCGUCUUUGAGCGAACUUGUGGCGUUGGAGUACUGGCUUUCAAACGUACCAGUGCGUUUGACUUUCUUGUUUGGCCUCACUGGAUACGUUUACCUAUUCAAGGAGRGCGGCAUGUUUGGCCCUGCUUCGCGGGUUACAGCUAGUCUUGGAGAGCCGCUGCAGAACAGCAUGGUUUUUGCAUUUGGAUUCUUCGAGAUUGCAUUGUGGUUCUGGAUUUUCACCAACCUGCGCGAGGAGCGAGACACUCUGGCCCGUAAGCAUUUUGAGGAAAUGAAAGCCAAGGAGGACAGGCUAUAG